GUUGUUCACUGCUCUGAAGUGGUCUACUGGUUUUGAGGUGUUGGAGUUAACGACAAAGUUUCAAACUUGAAUUGUUUCUUUGAACAUUGUGUGCUUUUCUUUUACAUUAUACAACAUUCAUAACAGAUUAAUAUGUCUGGUAGAAAGAUUAAGGCCAUCUUAAUGAAUGUUCCUGAGCGAGAGUUAAUGGGUGAUAUUUUGUUGCAAGAGACCGGUGAGCCACUGCUUCCUGUUCAUGUCAAUAUUGUUAAAUUAAGGCACACGAGCGGCGGCGUUUAUGUUACUGCUGAGGACAGGGAUGAGGCCGUCAAGAAAAGACAGCUGGCUAAUGCCAAGGAACGAUUAAGAGUGAAGAGCCUGAACUCCAUGUUCUCUCACCUCAAGCGCAUAGUGCCAGUGAUGCCGCUUGGCCGCAAGCCCAGUAAAGUGGACAUGCUGAAGGCGGCCACCGAGUACAUCAGGCUACUGUCAGCUGUUCUCCGGGACACCUGUGACAGGGAAACUCCAGACAACGUCCUUGAAAGUGGAAAUGGUCUGCCAAAUACAGGCGACAGACUCUCAGGUGUUUGGACUGUGGAUGAGAUACUGGACUCCAUGUCCAGCACUGUGCCCAAUGAAGUUGAAUCUGCUCCCACAUUAGUGGUUGCUCCAGGAUUCCACUUUGAGGAUCCAAAGCCUAGUGGCUUGGUGGUGCAAUGUGUGAAAUCUACUUACCAGUACAUCGUUCAGUUCGCCCCAGUGGACCAUGCCACACUUCAACCUGCAUGUUCCACUCACCCAGACCUUACCGCUCAGCUUCAGCCCCAGAUUCAGCUUCAGCCUCAUUAGAGAGUGUGUGUGUGUGUGUGUGUGUGUGUGUGUGUGUGUGUGUGUGUGUGUGUGUGUGUGUGUGUGUGUGUGUGUGUGUGUGUGUGUGUGUGUGUGUGUGUGUGUGUGUGUGUGUGUGUGUGUGUGUGUCAUUAAUUUGAAAACUGUGUGAUAUUGCUUGCCAAUUGUGUCUGACCUGUUUGUCUCUAUACCCUGUCCUUCCAAAGUGAGGGUUUAAGGUCCUUGGGUGUUGUAUAACAGCCUUUGCUUUCACAAAUGUCAAAAGAAGCACUAUGUUUAGUAUUUAUUUAUGUUAGUAUUUAUGUUUGUAAUAUAAAUACACUGGGACAUGAGAGGGAUGUUUCUAAAUACGGGGAAGUUAUACAUUAUUUUUAAGUAGUAAUUUUGGUGGUGGAUAUAUACCUUCUUUUCUGUAGGUGGGGGGAGAACCCCAUAAUAAAUUCACUAGCAUACACAAAGUGAUGUCGCGUGUGCUUUUCUAGCAGUACACCAGAAGACCAGAUGGUGGAGCCAUUUCUAUCAUUUGUUUAGACACAGCUGCAAGGUUCUGAUAUGUAAAAUAUUCAGACUUGUCACAAAACAACUGCAUGACAGUGCAUAUCCAUUUUAUAAGCGUUGGGGCAACAAUCGCAUGAGGGGAAAGACAUAAACGUUGUCAUGAUAUUGCUGUAGCACUUUGUUGACCGGAAUGGCUUAAAGGACGGAGAAGGUGCGUGGUGGAUGUUUGGUUCAGAGAUACAUGCAGGUCAAAGCGUUGGCAGGCGUGGCGGUGGGCUGGACUAGGCUGCAAUGAACGACGACAAACACAGGAGCUGUGCUAUGAGC
Molecule: messenger RNA, 1653 nt
Organism: Clupea harengus (Atlantic herring)
Lineage: Eukaryota; Metazoa; Chordata; Actinopteri; Clupeiformes; Clupeidae
Gene: figla
Product: folliculogenesis specific bHLH transcription factor
Biological process (GO): developmental process; regulation of transcription by RNA polymerase II
Molecular function (GO): protein dimerization activity; DNA-binding transcription factor activity, RNA polymerase II-specific; RNA polymerase II transcription regulatory region sequence-specific DNA binding
Source: RefSeq, a predicted model, not a curated record